Molecule: messenger RNA, 3300 nt
Organism: Paramuricea clavata
Lineage: Eukaryota; Metazoa; Cnidaria; Anthozoa; Malacalcyonacea; Plexauridae
Source: the annotation of a GenBank genome assembly
AUGGCAAAGCUUUCUUUGUAUGCAAGAAAAGGAGUGAUUUCUUUAAAAUCCGCCGAAAAUUCAAACAAAAAAAUACAAGAAGUUCUACUGGAGGAAGGAAUUAACACUUCAAUCACAGCAAUUUCGCUCUUUCUUUCGCGAUAUCGAAAGACUGGUCGCCUCAACGAUGCUCGUCGAAGUGGCCGAAAGCCGAAAUUAAGACAAGAACAUGUCGAUUACAUGGACGAAAAGAUGAAGGAAAAUGACGAAUUGACUUCACGGGAAUUGAAAGAAAAGGUUGCCAAAGAUUGCGACAUGGAUGUGUCAACAGCGACAAUUCGACGAGCAAGGCGAAAAUUAGGCUGGAAGAAAGAGAAUGCGAGGUAUUGCCAGUUCGUACGUGAACCCAACAAGAUGAAACGACUGGCUUUCUGUUUGAAGGCCUUACGUGAGAAGGAAAAGUUCGAAAACAUUAUCUUCACAGACGAAACCAGCGUGCAAAUCGAACAACAUGCUAGGAUUUGCUUUCGGAAAGAUGGAAGUCAACCAAAGCGCAAAGGCCGGCCAAAGCAUCCACUGAAGGUUCGUAUUUCGCUCAAUGUAAUGUUGGGUUCUUUGUCGUUUUCUAUAAACUACGUAUAAUGUAAACAAUACGAAAAAGAGUAUAGGUAGAAUAUAUUAUAUAAACUGAUAAACUUUUUAAAACGGACUGCAAAACAAAGAUGCUAAAUCCUGAAUAUAUAUAUAUCUAUAUAUAUUUGAAUAUGUCCAAAGUCAAAAUAGAUUUUUCUGCUCAUAUUAAUAUUUUGUUGGCAUCUCACUCAAUUUAAUGGUUGACAGUUUUGUAGAUUGAAAUGAUUGAGUGGAAAAAUGCUAUAUACAAUUAUUAGACAGGAAUCAAACCUGUGGCCCUGUGAUUCCGGUGUCACAGCGGAUUUGGACUCCCCGCGGAUAUGGACCCCCCGGUACAUAUCCGCUAGCGGAUUCGGACCCCUACGGUACAUAUCCGCUAGCUGAUAUGUACCCCCUUCCGCGGAAUUGGACCCCCUAAAAUUCACAGAAAGAAGAAAUUUUUCGAUUUAAGAAUUAAUUAUACGAGUAGUUGUGGACUAUCUAUGAUGAAAUUAUAGAUAAUAUACAUAUUCUCGAGAUCAAAAUAACCAGCUUCGCCUAAAAAUCUAACGAUACUAAAGUAAUCCCAAACUGGGAUCAAACAUUUACGAAAGGUUUGCACAAUAUUUAUUAGCUAAUAACAAUAUAAUAACAAAUUUAUUAACAAUAUCAUGUGAUUAGCAUGAAAGUCUCAACGUUCAUUUAAAGUUUCAAGCGUUUUGUGCUGGGUGAUGGAAGUUCACAUCCUCUGCAGAGUCACUCGCCUUCAGGUUCGUUCUCAGUACAUGUUCACAAAUCAUGUGAAACCAGUUGUCACACAAUUCACAUUGGUAGAGCAGAUAGCAAUUCCAAGGAGUAAAAUACUUGUGAAGGCUUCAUGCACUUCCCGCACAUUCCAAAAUCAUAGAAAUAAACCCAUGUUGCAGAAAAAUUAUAAAUCAUAAACUUUGACGGAAUUCUUUAAUCUAAAAAUCUAAGCUUUGAUGGAAUUUUUUAAUCUAAAAAUCUUCGUACUGUUUUUUACAAUACGAUACAAUGAUAAAAUACGCGAGGGGUCCAAAUUCGUGAGGGGGGUCCAAAUCCGCUAGCGAAUAAAGACCCCCAUAGGCCCAUAUUCGCUAGCGGAUAUGGACUCCCCGGUCCAUAUUCGCUAGCGGAUUUGGACCAGGGGGUCCAUUUUGAGAGGGGUCCAAAUCUGCUGGGACACCGGGGCAGCGCUCUAACCAACUGAGCUGAAAGAGGCCAGUUGCUGAGCUCUAGCCACAAUUUCACAAUUUCAUGUAAUAAACCUGGUUUACUUCAUAAGAUUUUAUUCACUACUCGUAUGACAAGCAAUGCUUGCCACACUCAUCAGGUGAAUUUAAAAUCAAUUUGUUGGCAUCUCACUCAAAUUAAUGGUUCAGGAAUUGAACCUGCGGAAAAGUUUCCCAAGAGAAGCCGAGGCAAAUUGUUUAACAUUUUGUUUUGUUUUUUAAAAGGUUCAUGUUUGGGGUGGAAUAUCAUGCAAAGGAGCAACUCAAGUUUGCAUCUUCACUGGAUGCAUGGAAAGCAUGGGGUAUCAAAAAAUACUACAGAGAAAUUUGCUGCCGUUCAUCAAAGAUAAUUAUCCUGAAGGCCACCGUAUGUGGCAAGACAAUGACCCCAAGCACACCAGCAAUUCAACCAAACAAUUUAUGAAGGACAACGGAAUUAACCAUUGGGUCACACCUCCUGAAUCUCCGGUUAGUUAUUUUAACUUAUUACUGACCACUCGAUUUUAUAUUAUUUCUAUAAUGCAAGAUGAUUUUACUUUUCAAAGAAAUUUUACUUUGUCUUCUUGAAAGUUUUGGGGCAUAAUAAUGCUGAAUAAUAACCCAAGGAUUUGAAACACACCCUCAGGUCCCCCCAACUUGUUGACAAAAUUUGAAAAAUCUUCAUGGAUAGUCUUUGAAAUUGAUGAAAUCUUGUUCGAAAACCUCCUCAACUGGAAAAUAAGUAGGUUAAAAACCUCAAAUUUAGGAUAUAAGUCAUAUAUUUGCUCAUUGGGCCCUGUACUCCCUUGGGUAAAUAUAUGACUUAUAUCUAGAGGUGCACCGGAUAGUGAUUUUUACUAUCCAGCUGAAUACCGGAUUUGCCGGAUAUCUGAAAAAAAUCCGGCCGGAUACUGGAUAUUUUAUCAAUUUGAAUACUUGACAUAUAAUAUAUAUUAUAAGGAUUUUUCUCAUCCAUGUAUUACUGCAGAAGAUAUUUUUUUAAAAUUUUUGAGUAAAUAAUCAAUUAUGGCUAUCUACAAAUUUGGUUUUAACUUUUUCCACCGUUCACAUGUUCCAAAUGUUUUUGAGCGAUGGGAUUUAGUAUGGCUUCUUGCGCCAAACGCUGUGAAUAGGUCAUUAGUUCAAUUAAUUAUAUCAGUGGCUAGCUUUUUCACAUAUCUUUUAAAAAAACCCGAUUUAAUUGAUUUUUAAAGGUUUUGCCACGUUAAUGGGUUAAUCCUCUUGUUCACAUGUAGUUAUUAUUUUAUAGGAUUUGAAUCCAAUUGAAAAUAUUUGGGCAAACCUCAAGCAUUACUUAAGAAAGUUAGCAAAGCCCAAAAAUAAGGAAGAGCUUAUCAAUGGAAUAAAGGCAUACUGGAGAGAACUGACCAAAGAGACAUGUCAAAAAUAUAUUAAACAUUUGUAUAAAGUUGUACCAGCGGUUAUUGCAUGCGAAGGUGGUCCUUCUGGUUAUUAA